This is a messenger RNA of Fulvia fulva, 1719 nucleotides long. Its product is annotated as Baeyer-Villiger monooxygenase. The transcript is spliced from 4 exons. Lineage: Eukaryota; Fungi; Ascomycota; Dothideomycetes; Mycosphaerellales; Mycosphaerellaceae. The coding region runs from base 1 to 1719 and encodes 572 amino acids. Gene Ontology annotation, molecular function: NADP binding; flavin adenine dinucleotide binding; N,N-dimethylaniline monooxygenase activity. The record is from RefSeq and is a predicted model, not a curated record.
AUGUCCAUCGAUACAGAUAUGCUCAUCAUCGGCGCCGGAAUGUCCGGCAUGGGACUGGCCAUCCAGAUGAUUCGCAAGUACACUCUCAGGACCUUCGAGAUCUACGAAAAGGCUGGAGAUGUUGGCGGCACCUGGCUGGUGAAUACGUAUCCCGGCUGUGGCUGUGAUGUUGCCAGUCAUUUCUACAGUUACUCCUUCGCCUUGAACCCAGAUUGGAGCCAGAAGUUCAGUCUAAGAUCCGAGAUCCAGGCCUACUUCCGCAACGUUGCUGAACAGUACAAUCUGAUACCACACAUCCGCUUCCACACUACUGUAGAGGCAGCUCGCUGGAAUGACGCAGAACAGCUGUGGGAAGUCACGGUAAAGGACCAAGGCACGAAAGAGACGUUCUUUCGGCGAGCUCGAAUAGUAGUGUCUGCCGUGGGUAGUCUUUCCAUCCCGAAGCCAUGCGAGAUCCCCGCCGCAGACACAUUCAAGGGACCACUCUUUCACUCAGCACAAUGGGACCACAGCUUCGAUUGGAAGGAGAAGGAGGUUGUAGUACUGGGAAAUGGCUGCAGCGCGACGCAGUUUGUGCCCGUCAUGUCUGAGACCACGAAGAAACUCACACAAUUCGCCCGUCAACCGCACUACUUGGCUGAGAGGCCUAACCCAAGGUAUGGCCCCGUCUUUAAGGCCAUCAUGAGAUAUGUGCCACUGGCAAUGCGCCUCUAUCGCUUGAAGCUAUAUGCCGACAUGGAGAAGGAUUUCGCUGGCUUCCAUGUCGAGUCUGGCUCGAAGAUACGCGAGAGCUUGAAGAAAGAGAACGAGAGCUACGUCAAGAAACUGGCCCCGGAAAAGUACUGGGACGCCCUCAUUCCCAAGCACGAAAUCGGCUGUAAGAGGAAGGUAAUGGAUACAGAUUACCUAUCCUGUCUGCAUCGCGAGAACGUGGAACUGAUUCACGACGAUCCUGCGGAGAGGAUCGUCGAAGACGGCGUACUAACAAAGAGCGGUCGAACAAUCAAGGCCGAUGCAAUCAUCCUUGCAACAGGCUUCGAGGUUUUCCGCAUGCUCUAUCCCAUGAAAAUCAUCGGUGAAGAUGGCCUCAGUCUCAACGAGUUUUGGGACUCCAAGCACGAUGGAGCAGCACAGGCUUAUCUCGGCACAUCUGUGCCUGGCUUCAAGAACUUCGCAACAAUGAUGGGCCCGAACACCGUGACUGGUCAUUUGAGCGUGAUCUACACUGUCGAAUGUCAGAUCAAUUAUGUCCUUAGACUGAUCGAGCCGAUCCUAAAGACCACAGGCUCCGGACCCUCCCUACUCUCCUCACCUACCAUCACCUCCGUGGAUGUGAAAGCACCUGCGGCGAUGCACGAUAGCCAAUGGAUACAGGAGAAGUUGAAGAAGCUCGUCUGGUCCUCGGGGUGUACCUCCUGGGCGCUCGAUCCGAAGACCGGCUUGAACAUUGCCAUGUACCCACAAUACCAAUUCGUUUUCUGGUUGCGGAGUGUGUUCAUUCCCAGCGAAGACUUCGACUAUGAGUAUAGAGAUGAACGUGGUCUGAACAAGAAGCAAAUUGCCAUCGGAGGUUGGAAAGUAUUGCGGCAAUCGAUCAGUACUCUGGCUGUGCUCGUACUGGUCGUUGGCGGCUUCGGUGGAGUGGGAAGAUCAGGCGGGAUUACAACAGCCAGAGACUUGCUCGUAAACGCGUUUCGGCGAGCCCUCGAGCAUGGUUGA